CCAACACUCGCCGACACACACGCACCGUGGACCCUCGGAGAGACUUUUACGCGCAUAUUCUUUAUUAUUUUUUCUUCAUAUUCCCCCCCCACCCCCCAUCCCCCCCCUCUCUCUCCCGCUUUUCUCUCCACCCACUUCGCGUGCGCGCGCGCGCGUCUCUCUCUCUCCGUGUGUGUGUAUGCGUGCGUGUGUGCGUGUGCGCGCGUUCUUGAAAACUCCACGGGACGAGCAUUAAAGCAGACAUUUAACGGGGGAAGACGCGCGGCCGGACUUCGCCGGGGUGAAAAAAAAAAAACGGACUAACGCGGAGGAAACUUGAACAUCAUUCAUUCAUUACCUUGACAACCGCUGGCUUUGAUUGACAGCCGGAGUGGCAAAAAGCCAUGAGACGCGACAGUUGACUUCGCAAUCUGGGCCCAUUAUUGUCACCCUCGCACUUUUUUCCCCCAUAUUUUUAUUUUCUACUUCCACCCCCAACAGACGGACCCGCGCCGAUGCGACGAUUUCACGGAGAAUUCGCUGAAGAAGAAGAAGAAGAAAAAAAAAAAGUUAACCGAAACCAAGAAGAAAGCUGGUGGACAUUUUUUUUUUUUUUUUUUUUUUUUUUUUUUUUUGCUGUUUUCCACGCACAGGACGAAACAUUGGAUUUUUAUUAUAAGAAAUAAGGAGUUUAUUGGAGCUGCAGCCUAUAAUGGCGCAAAGGUACGAUGAGCUGGCCCACUACGGGGGUAUGGACGGCGUAUCGGCGUCCAUGUACGGGGACCCGCACGCUCCCCGGCCGCUCCCCCAGGUCCACCAUCUCAACCACGGACCGCCGCUCCACGCCAGCCAACAUUACGGAGCUCACGCACCCCACCCCAACGUCAUGCCCACCAGCAUGGGCUCGGCCGUCAACGACGUCCUAAAAAGGGAUAAGGACCAGAUUUAUGGGCAUCCCCUCUUCCCUCUCCUCGCGCUGGUCUUCGAGAAGUGCGAGCUGGCGACGUGCACGCCGAGGGAGCCCGGCGUGGCCGGGGGAGACGUCUGCUCCUCGGACUCCUUCAACGAAGACAUCGCGGUGUUUGCCAAACAGGUCCGUGCAGAAAAACCUUUAUUUUCGUCGAAUCCAGAAUUGGAUAAUUUGAUGAUACAAGCCAUACAAGUAUUACGGUUUCACCUCUUGGAAUUAGAAAAGGUGCAUGAGCUCUGCGAUAAUUUUUGCCACCGGUACAUCAGCUGUUUGAAAGGAAAAAUGCCAAUAGAUUUAGUGAUCGAUGAGCGGGAUGGAAGCUCCAAAUCGGACCACGAGGAGCUGUCCGGCUCGUCGACGAACCUCGCCGAUCAUAAUCCAGCGUCCUGGAGAGACCACGAUGACGCCGUCUCCACGCACUCGGCCGGCACACCGGGACCCUCCAGCGGGGGGCACGCUUCGCAGAGCGGAGACAACAGCAGCGAACAAGGAGACGGUCUAGACAACAGCGUGGCAUCGCCCGGCACAGGCGACGACGACGACCCCGACAAGGAUAAGAAGAGGCAGAAAAAACGAGGCAUUUUCCCCAAGGUGGCCACCAACAUCAUGAGGGCAUGGCUCUUCCAGCAUCUCACGCACCCGUACCCGUCUGAAGAGCAGAAGAAGCAGCUAGCCCAGGACACGGGGCUCACCAUCCUACAAGUAAACAACUGGUUCAUUAAUGCCAGGAGAAGAAUAGUACAGCCCAUGAUUGACCAGUCAAAUCGAGCAGGUUUUCUUCUUGAUCCUUCAGUAAGCCAAGGAGCAGCGUACAGUCCCGAGGGCCAACCAAUGGGCAGCUUCGUGCUGGACGGUCAGCAGCACAUGGGCAUCCGACCGGCCGGUCUGCCGGGCAUGCCGGGCGACUACGUACCUCAGAGCGGUCCUAUGGGCGUGAGCAUGGCCCCCUCUACUUACAGCGACCCCCGUCAGAUGACCUCCUACCCCGGCCAGCUGCGACCUGGACCCCCCCCUCCUCCUCCUCCUCUUCACACGCACCACCCCCACCACUACCACCACCACCAUCACCACCACCAUCACGCCAUGCUGAUGCACGGAGGACCCUCGUCCCACCCGGGGAUGGCGCAGCAGAGACCCCCCUUGCUCACGCCCAUGGACCCCGCCACUGGAGGAGCGGGCCUGGACAUCCACGCCUGAAGGGAGCGACCGCUUUUAUGUAAAGAUGAAAAAAAAAAAAAAAAGGAAAAAAAAAAAAAGACUAAUGUUGACUAUUUUUCAAGAAUUCCAGACAAACUGUGACGACUCUUUUUUUUUUUUUUUUUUUUUUUUUUUCUAACUCCCAGCCGAGGACCAAACUGACACCUUGUAAAGUCUUGGGCUUUUUUUUUUUUUUUUUUUUUUUUUUUUUUUUGGCUACACCAUAGGACGCAAAACUGUAAAAAAAAAAAAAAAAAAAAAUGUCAAAACGUUUCCGGAAAAAGUGGACAAAACACGCACUCUUGGCGCUUUGAAACGUUUCAAAAAAGAAAAAAAAAUCACUCUGGAAGACUUUAAAAAGAAAAUGAAAAAAAACUCCAAGAGUUAUAACUACUGUAGUAUAAAAAAAAAAUAGAAUAAAUAAGUUAAAACUUUGGAAUUUUUUUUUUUUUUAAUGUUUUCUGAGCUAGUUUUUAGGAUUUUCUCUCUCCUGGAGGAGCAGCACAGCACUAUUAAGAAACAACAGAAGAAGAUGGAACAUCUCAAAAAAAAUUUAAAAAAAAUAAUUAAAAAAAACACCACAUGGCCAUCAGGUCCUGCUCCACCCCUGAAGAGCAGGGCAAGAUGGGACCGGAUCUCUCCUGAAGAACUGAAAAGGCUCAUGAAUGAAUGUUGCCCCGCUUUAAAUUGCCCAAGCACUGGAUUGUGUUGGUUUUUUACUUCUUUUUUUUUUUUUUUUAAAGCCAGGACUCUUUUGCUGAAGAGCCAGUGAAGAAGGAAGCUCCACAGUGGGUGUAAAAAAAAAAAAAAAAAAAAAAAAAAAAAAAAAAGUGACAUCCCACUUUGCUUCUUUUUUGUAUCUGCAGAUCAACACUCUGGGACUACAUGUUGAUCCUGCAGCGCUGAAGAGAAGCUCUUAAUGCAGCAAAAAGCUAAAGAAAAAACAAACACUUAAAUUAUGAACUCAAUGCUUUUUUUGGGGGGCCGGGGGGGUGGGGAAGAAAAACAAAAAGCUGAGAGAAUAUUGUAACAAACUUCGUACAGAGUUCAGUCUAUUAAUUGUUUCAUGUUAGAUAUUCUAUGUGUUUACCUCAAUUGAAAAAAAAAAAAGAAUGUUUUUUUUUUUGCUAGUUUCAGAUCUGCUGUGGCAUUGAUAUUGUAUAUGUCCAUGAAUUCCUUCCUCCUGCUUUUGAUUUUUUUUUUUUUUGUUUGUUUUGUUUUAUUUGGCCCCUCCUCUCAGCACGUGUUCCUCACUAGAAGAUGAGAUCUCCCUUAAAAGCUUUGUCAAAAAAACAAAAAAACAAAAACAAAACAAAAAAAAUACAUUAAAAAUACUUGUAUGAGGACUGUGACGUAUUGUUUUAAAAAGGUGUUCAGUCACAAAUGCUGUAAUAAAUAUUUCAUUUUUGGAUUU
Nerophis lumbriciformis (worm pipefish) is the source of this 3560-nucleotide messenger RNA. It is a transcript of the gene meis2a, whose product is annotated as Meis homeobox 2a. Gene Ontology annotation, molecular function: DNA binding. The record is from RefSeq and is a predicted model, not a curated record. Lineage: Eukaryota; Metazoa; Chordata; Actinopteri; Syngnathiformes; Syngnathidae. Gene Ontology annotation, biological process: regulation of DNA-templated transcription.